AGACUCUUUGCAGAUGUACAAGCUGUGCGUCUGGAUUGGGAUUGUAUAUGCAUAAAGCUAGCCUUUGAUUUAAUUGGAUCACCUGGUACAGUGGGGAGAUAAACUUGGAUCAUUUCAGGUGUCUUUUUCCCUACUCAGGAGUAGGUAUGUGGAUGGGAACAGGUUGCUGACCUUUGGACAGCUGAAGGUGAAGUUGCUGCAGAAGUUAAGGUCUCGGGCAGGGGUACGGGACAGGUGUACCAGGAUAGAUUGGAAAAUAUUUGCUUUAGUUAGGUCAGAUUGGCUAGCAACCUUCUGGCGGAUGCUUCCACCUCUAGUGUACACUUUGGCUCGCUUGCGUGACUCUCCUGGGGGAAUUUGCUCGGAGGGCUCCUGCUUCUGCAGUGAGUCUGGACGAGAAGGUCUUUCAACCCCUUCCUGCAAGGGCAGGGGGGAAUAUUUGCUGUCCCUACAGGCUGCGAUUACACGUUUGAGCAACCAGGAGGCUGCAGUCCUUUUCCAUGCAGCGGUGCAGCUGACACUUGGAUUCUGUGGACAUGUUUACCCUGCUUAGCACUGUGUCUUCCAUGGGUGCUUCAGUGUGAGAGCGGCGAGGGCCUUCGGAGACUAUCUCUCGCAAAACCACCCCGAAGGCAGGAAUGGUUCAGAUCACUUGCUGGCAGAGACUUACGUGGGGCCGGAGGACUCCCCGGAGAUGCACCAGGCGGCGCAGAACAAGCGACGCCUCUCCCUCCUUUCUGACGGCAAGUUUGAACGGAGUUUCUCGGAGGAGCACGGUGAGAGAGAGCUGGCGGGAGAGGGCCCCAAGUCGCGGGUCUACACCAUCUCUGGGGAGAGGCCCAUGCUCUCCCAGCACCAGAGCGAGAGCAUGGAGCUGGUGGUCAUCAAAGGCGCCGAGGCAGAGGAGGAGGAGGAAGAGGAAGAGCACUCCCUGGGACAGCCCUUGCAGAACGCCGGCAGUUCCCACAACAUCAGUGACCCCUGCAAAAGCGGGUGGGCGGCCAGCCGGCAGGUCACCAAGGACUGCCCCGGCUGCACUCAGUUGGCGGCCCCUUCCCAGCAUGCCUUUGGCCUGGAAGAGCCUCACCACCAUCACCACCACCACCACCACCAUCACCAUCACCAGACUGGCGAGAGCGGCUGGCGCCGGAAGAAGCUGGAGAGGAUGUAUAGCAUCGACCGCGUGUCAGACGACGUUCCCAUCCGGACUUGGUUCCCCAAGGAGAAUCUCUUCACGUUCCAAACAGCUACCACAACUAUGCAAGCGGCAUUCAGGGGCUACGCGGAGAGGAAGAGGCGGAAGCGGGAGAAUGAUUCUGCGGCCCUGAUCCAGAGAAACUUCAGGAAACAUCUCCGGAUGGUCGGGAGCCGACGCAUGAAGGCACAGACCUUUGCCGAGCGGCGAGAGAGGAGCUUCAGCCGAUCCUGGAGCGACCCCACUCCUAUUAAACCUGAAAACCUCAAUGAUUCCCGAGAAAGCCAUGAGCUCCAGGACUCCUGCUGUGCGCUCGACAAGGGCGUUGACUUGAACUGGGAGGCGGAGAAAGAGCUUGAAGCAGCGGCCUGCAGUGGGGAGGACUUCAUCCCGCCCAAGAUCAUGCUCAUUUCCUCCAAGGUGCCCAAAGCGGAAUACGUCCCGACAAUCAUCCGCCGGGACGACUCCUCCAUCAUCCCCAUUCUCUACGAUCACGAGCACGCCACUUUCGACGACAUCCUGGAGGAAAUCGAGAAGAAGCUGGAUGUCUAUCGGAAAGGCUGCAAAAUCUGGAAGAUGCUGAUUUUCUGCCAGGGCGGUCCGGGUCACUUGUACCUCCUGAAGAACAAAGUGGCCACCUUUGCAAAAGUGGAGAAGGAAGAAGACAUGAUCUACUUCUGGAAGCGGCUGGGCCACCUGAUGAGCAAGCUGAACCCCGAGCCAAACGUCAUUCACAUCAUGGGGUGCUACGUGCUGGGAAACCACAACGGGGAGAAGCUGUUCCAAAACCUGAAGAACCUGAUGUCCCCCUGCCGAGUGACCUUUGAAUCUCCACUUGAACUCUCUGCUCAAGGGAAGCAAAUGAUUGAAACCUACUUUGAUUUCCGCCUCUACCGCCUCUGGAAGACCCGCCAGCACUCCAAGCUGCUGGAUUAUGACGACAUCUUGUGAGGCCCGCCGGAGUGAAGCGCUGAAAGCGGUCGGCUUUAUUGGAUCCCCAGUGACCAAGCUCCGUGCAGAGAGAGACCUUUUCCACGGGCACGGGGAGGCCUCGGGUGUGUGGUGGUGGCGCCACGGAGCUGAACAGGAGCAUGGCCGGGGUGCCCACGGAGGGGGGGCGGCCUGCUAUCUCGGGCGUGGCCUAGCCCAGCAGGAGCGUCUGGUGGCGGGAGCGCUGUGGAACGGGACAGGAUGCGAGAGCCUCGUGGAACUGAGCUGAUGUCAAUCACAAAGGGCCAAACUCAACUUCAGGUCCUUUAAAAAAAAAAAAAGGACACUUAGAGCUCAGGUUUUCUUAACAACAAAAAGCGGACUUGUUUGUUUGUUUUUUUGUUCUUUUGCGCGAUUGGAGAAUUGGGGGCAUCUGUGUGAAGCACCCUCCCCUUUCCUUUGGAACGCCUCACUCAACUCUCGUACUUUGGGCGUCAGGAUGCGAAACCAUCGCGCCGAUUGGAGGAUUCCAGAUUUUAAAAAACCAAUCUCAAUUUGACUAGGGGAACGAAAUAAGUGCAAUUUUUAUAUUGACUAGAGGGAAUACUUAAUUAGCUCUCGAGACACACACACACACACACACCAGUAACCAAUAGAUGAGAUAUAUUUUGGUCUGCCUGAAAAUAUAUUUGGAAUAGUAAUAUAUCUUCUGUAGACAUAUAUAUAUAUAUAUGUAAUCACCAGCAGGUUGAUUCUUCACGUGCUUUUCUCGCAGACCUGCACGUCUGCAGUGUUUUUUGGUUUGGAUUCCUGACGAUCCUGAGAUGGGGGUGUUGGGGAGCGGGGGACACUUUACCUGUCUGUUUUCCCCUUCGGAAUGUAGCGGUCGGAUCCAUUGAAGGAACAGCCGCCUUUGCAGCUUGGCAAACCUUUGUGUUUCGCCGACCGUUUUUCGUUUAGAAACGCGGCGACGUGGCCAUUCUCAGUCCGUCCUCGCAAAUAUAUAUCAGCAACUAGAAACCAAUAGCCAUGCGUAAAAGACUCUCUUGUGCUGCAUUUAACUUUGCUGUCUCCCUUCUUUGUGUUGAAAGACGGACUUUGAUUCCAUGGUAGCCGUGCAGAGCUGAGGGUGUUAGCCGCAGUGGCUCGAUUUGGGGGAAUCUUCUGUUUGCACGGAGCAUUCCGUGGCCACGCAGGGAUGGGGUUCUCCAUCCUGCCCUCCCAUUUCCCCUUGGCAUGGAGAGGAAAAUUUGCCAGUGAUGUAUUGCUAGAGUUAGCCAACUCGCUAUGUGGUGGUGGUUUGCAGAUGUCCACGGUUGGGCAACCCAGAGCUGUACUUACUACCUUCUUGGAGGAAAGACUUUGAAAUGGCUACGUUCAAUUUAUUUAGUCUCCUCACUGUUCAGAUGAGGAGAGGAGGCUGGGCUCUCUGAAGGAGAUCUGGUCUUCCUGGUGGCUUGGGAUGGAUUGUCCCGUUCUUUCCAAGAACUUUGGUUUCAACUAAGAUAGGGAAGUGAAAACAAGUGACGACCCCAUGUUCUCUGUUUGGAUGGUGCUCUCUGUCCUGCUGUUCUGAAUGUCAACCCCCAGGUAGCGGAACCCUCCAUCUUUAUUGUCUGUCUACAGACCCUGCCUCUGUCGCUGAAUUGGAGAGAAAACGACACAUUUCUCUCUCUAUCAUUCACAGUGUUUGGCCCUCUUUCUUUUUUUUAAUUCAAAGCUGACAUUUCAGCUUGUGGAAUUUUCCCAUUUUUAAACUCAAAAGUCCAUUUUUCUGGACACUUGCUUUGCUCUCUCCAAAAACAGAACCCAACCCCCCCCCCUUUUGGGGGGCAGGGGAGAGCUGAAUCUGUAUAGCAGCUGUUCCCAAUACUAUGUCUUUCUCUGAAGCCCUUAAAUCCAAUAGAAUAGAGAGGAGAGCUGGUCUUGUGGUAGCAAGCAUGACUUGUCCCCUUAGCUAAGCAGGGUCUGCCUUGGUUGCAUAUGAAAGGGAGACUAGAAGUGUGAGCACUGUAAGAUAUUCCCUUCAGGGGAUAGAGCCGCUCUGGGAAGAGCAGAAGGUUCCCAGUUCCCUCUCUGGCUACUCCAAGAUAGGGCUGAGAGAGAUUCCUGCCUACAACCUUGGAGAAGCUGCUGCCAGUCUGUGAAGACAAGACUGAGCUAGAUGGACCAAGGGUCUGACAAGGUAUGUGGCAGCUUCCUAGGUUCCUAUCUUUGCUAUAUCUGCCUCUUUGCCAGCAAGCUGUCCAACUUGGGGCGGUCUUGGGGAGGAGAGCUGGUCUUGUGGUAGCAAGCAUGAAUUGUCCCCAGGAUCUGCCUCGGUUUGCAUUUGAAUGGGAGACUGCAGGUGUGAGCACUGUAAGAUGUUCCCCUUAAGGGUUGGGGCUGAAGCUCAGUGGAAGAGCAUCUGCUUGCAUGCAGAAGGUUCACUCCCUGGCUGUGUCCCUAGGUGGGUUUGGGAGCGACUCCUGCCUGAAACCCUGGAGUCAGUGUAAACAAUACUGUCCCCUGUUAACUGAGCAAAGAGGCACCUUUUUCAAAGUGGUGACUCUCUUCCUUUAGCAGUGGGGAGAGCAACUGGCCUUAUCUAUCCCCAGCACAGCAUCCCUCCAGUGGCUGCUGGUGCUAUCUAUCUCAUAGAUCUUUUUUUAAUCUUGUGAGCCCUUUGGGGACAGGGAGCCAUUUUAUUUAUUUAUAUCGGUGUAAACUGCUUUGGGAACUUUGGUUGAAGAGCGAUCUAUAGAUAUUUGUCGUAUUUGUAUAAUAAGCUAGACGGACGAGGGUCUGACUUGGUGUAAGGCAACUUCCUGUGCGCCUAACAGCAUCCUUCACUGGGACGGGAUGCAAAAUUCCAAGUAGGAGAGAUGUGUGGAUAUUUGCACAGCAGCCCCAUGCAGAAAACCUGAGAUGUUCCCCACCCUUCGCUGAAAAUUUAGUUUCAGCUCUGGGUGUAGCGAGUCGUGCACAGUUGCUGAAAAUAGCCACGUGAGAAUGAAUUCAUUUUGGCAAAGCUAACGUUUCCCCGUGGCAGGUUUGCUCGUUGGUUUUUUGUGAGUGUGGACACAGCUGUUGAACGGAGAAGAGUACAAGUUUUCUGUAACGUGGGUCAGUGCGGCUGUCUGCUCUCCGCCGUGCCACUGGGGGGCACUAGAUGCUUUCUCCCGUGGUGUGCAGACACGGGCGCUUCAGAGAGAUACGGUAGCAAAAGUUUGGCCAGUUUUUUCAGUGUGACAUUGUAUGUGAGGCUUGUCGUGCACAGAGAUAACCACCGCGUACGAGGAAGCAUGUUCAGAGUCACUGCUGCAGUCGGACUGAGCUGGAAAUUCUCCUCCGAGAACUUUUAGCUCUAAUUUUGGAGGGAUUGGGCAGAAGUGGGGAGCGGGCCGGGGGUCUGAAGCUUGCUUGCCUUUUCCCCUCUCCACCAAUGGCUGUGCCAAUUUCAUGGCAACAGCAGCAGCCAUCUUCCCGGUGGGCAGCAGCUGCUGUUUUUCUCCCAGAUGUCAUUCCCAUGGGCAUUCUGGGAGGUAAAAUUGGCUCCGUUUGCAGUACGGUGCACAUAUGUGUGUUUUUAAGAAGUGAAAUCCUGGUUGGACACACAGUGCGCAUGGCCGAUUUGUGUACUAAAAUACAUACAUAAAGAAUUGUCCUGGAUCAGGCCAGAGGUCUCUUGUGUUCGGGUCUUCGUCUCCAGACAGCGGCCACCCGAGUGGGAAGGAGGGAAGUCUAUAAGCAGGGCAAGAUGGGAGAUAAUCAAUCCCUAUUGCUCUACUUUGGCACCUGAGACGCUGCUAAAUUACAGCUCCCGUGAUCCUCAGCCACAGUGGUCAAGGGUCUGACUUCAAGAGCUUUCAGACCCAAGGUCGUUGUGUCUGGGGAUGGUGCGGGUUGUAGUCCAGCAACAUCUGGGGACCCAAAGUUGGGACCAUCUGCCUGUUGGUUCUCUGCAACAUCUGGACAUGCAUUGUAGCCUGCCUUUGAACAGAGAGGUUCUAUUUUCAAUCUCUCAAUGACUGCUGGCCCAAUCUUCUAAUUCUGCCCAGUCUCAGAGCCGUCUCCUCUAGCAGGUUUUGCAACAUCUGGUGGCAAUGUUGAUUAUGCAUGGCACUCUCGGUUCCCCCCAACAUCUCCAUGAAGGAAAAAGGCGCAAACGGACUGAGUCUUCGAUGCUGCCCUUGGUGUGCGUUGUGGAAUUUUGUAAUUAGAAGGGUCCGGGGGAAGCCAAUGUUUUUCUCAAUGACCUUCAAGGAGAGGGGACAUCCAUGACCCACCUGUCGGGCACUCAUGUGCAGCUGUCCUUGCAGCCGGAAAGUGUUUCCUUACGUUUUAAACCUGAUCUACCUCCCUGUAUUUCAAAGCCAUGGCUCCUGGUCUCGGUCUCAGUAGAGGGGAUGAGGGGGUGUUCCUCCUCCUCCUCCUCCUCCAUGCUGGCAUCCUCUCACCCCCCCCCCACCUUAACCUUCUGCUCUCUGGGCCAAGCAUACCUGGUUCCUUCCGGCUGACCUCUUAUCACGUGUCCCUUCUCCCAUGGUCUAGCUUCCCAGGGCUGAACAGAGGAUUCCCAAAAACUUCUUUCCCCUUGACUAUGUGUAUUCCACUUCUCUGUCCUUGCAUGCUGGGUCUCCCGUGCAUUGCAUUUCAAAGGGGCAAAGUCUCUUGUCUUGGAGGCUUGAGCUUUGUGACAAUUCUGAAGUUGGGGAGGGGUGCAGGGGUUGCUGAGCGUGACUCCCAGGCGUUGGGGAGGGGCAGCCUCAGUGGGCAUGGCUCCUUCUCUUUCCUUGUGACCAGCAAAACCAGAGUAUGCUUUACACAGACACUGGCAAGUUCGCAGGAAUGUUCUCUUUGUGUGUGUGUUUGUACAGUGUGCAGAAGCCAGCUUUCCUUGGAGCAGGCCCGGAGUUCCCUCGGUGCAGAACAGAUUUUUAUUUUGCUAGUGCAAAAUUCACAAAUAUUCAGUCCUCCAGUGCUGAGAAUAUGUUUUGUACGAGCCUUGCAUCUUUCCUGGAAGCACUGCUUUCUCUUUAUCCACUGCUGAAUAUGUUUUAUUUAAUAACCGUAAUAAGGUCUAUGAUUUAGAUGUCAUAUUUAAAACAAACAAACAAAAACCCAAGUGUUUUCCAUAGAUAAGAUGGAAAGCCCAGCCUGCAAGCUCUCCAUUUUGGGGAAUGGGAAAUUAUAUCAUCUUUCUUCCAAAUAAAUCCAAAGUGGUUCACAACACUCAUCAAAUGUUCAACAGAAGGCAUUCAAAAGAACAUUCCGUUCCAGCAAGUUUAAAAACCAAGCUCAAACACACCAGCUUGAAGCAAAGAAACGCUCCCGAUUUAGAACCAAAUGAAGUCGCAGGGGGCAGUUCAGGAACUCUCCUAAGGAAGCCAGUGCUUCAUCUGCCUCCUGAUAGCUCCAGCUUUCUAUUCCACAAAGGCGUGUGCAGGAUGCUUGAUCCUCCUCGGGUACCACCGCCCAGGCCCCCGAUGAUGUGAACCCAGGACAACUGCUGUCGUCCCGAGGCUUUGGACACUGGUAGGAAUGAACCUGAAGGACCUCCGAACAUUGUUGGUGCCCCAGGGUGGACGUGAGUGCUUGCCUCCCGCUGCCGUCCCGGCAGGCCUCUGGUGAAUUUCCACCAGCGACAUUCACAGCGGGGCUACCGGAUUUGUGUAGAAUAUUCUCUUACCAAGACGGAACAAAAAGAGAGAGAGACGAUUCUUCGCAGCUACAUCUCACGGGGGUGGGUGGGGUGGAGAUUAGACAGAGCAUUGCUUCCGCACGUCGUCGUUCCCAUCCUGGGAGCGCUGUGCUAAAUCUGCACCAGCCGCCAUACACAGCUGUGUGGAUCAAGCUUGCUCAGGAGAUGGUUCCCAGCUCCAGUCCACUGCUCCGAAGAAAUUCCGUGUCCUUCAGACAUGGAGAGCUACACUCUGGCUGCAUCAGAUCGUGGUCUGUCCAAAUGAGCUGCUGGUACUCCAAGGUACCAAGGAAUCUUUCGUCGUCCCGCCACAGGAUAAGCUGGGCGUCGAACCGGAGGUUUCCUGUGUGCAAAAACAUGUACUCCGCUGCUCAGUGGUGGCUCAAGAUCUCGGGGGCCCUGAGACACAUGCCCAGAGCUGCCAGCUCUUUCUCUGUGGCAGCAAUAUCCACAAGGUGGAUGGAGCCGAAAGGGAAGUGUCGAAAAAGCAAUGGAGUGCUGGUGAUACUCUGUAGAGGGAGGCACAGGAGGGGAUACAGGGAGGUGGGAGGAGGUACAGGCUGCUGAGGAGGAAAGCGUGAAAGGGGUCUCGGCUUGCCUCAUGGAAGAGCGGCCCUUUUUAUCAUGGACCAAAGGCCUCUAUUGCAACAUUAGCUGCCGCUACACCGUAGCCCACAUUUUACCCUGUGCCCCACUGUGACGUGGCUUGAGGCUGUGAUCCCAGGAGCCAUGGGAGACUAGCCCACUAAGUAGUAAUAAUCAACCCAAGCUGGAGAUUGUGCUGGUAUUUCAGCUCGUGCUGGAGAUAUAAAUGUACUGCCAUGCCAACUCAGUGAUCCAACCCCCACGCUGCGUGACCCUGACUGGACUGUAAGUCUCCAAACGCCGUCCCAGUUCUAAGAGAUCUUUUGUUUUUUUUAAAAAUAACGGGGGUGUUUGAGCAUUGUAGGGGCUAAUAUAAAACCCCAGAGCUGAUUGCAGUUGGGAGCUGGGAUGGGCAUAGCUGGCCGGGGGUUCACAUCUACCAUUAUAGCGAUGGCAAGGACGUUGGGGUCCACUUCUUUCUCCAGGGAACUAUACAGCAAUAACGUGCCAGGGCCUCUUCUGAUAACUCCAUUGUUUCUGACCUUUCAUCCCUCCACAAAAAUCCAGUUUUGAAAGCAGGUCCCCCCCUGCUUUCUCUUGUGUAACAACCUUUAUUCCUUCGGAAUAUGACAACCUCCCUUCUGAGUGUUGAUGACCGUGACUCCAGUGCAACCAUAAUCCUUUGACUUAGGGCUGGCAAAUGUUUUAAAUUGGACUCAAACCAUCGAGUUUGAGAUACAAAUGCCGGCGGGGGAAGCAUGAAUGCUAGAUCCUUGACCAGGCGUGAGAGAGUUCUAGAUGGCCUUGGCUGGAUACCGGAGACCUUUUGCAGUUUGGGCUGCUAUGUAGCUCUUCUGGUGGAAGGCAUGGGCCGUGAUCCAAAGAAGGAAUAAACUGCAUGGAAUUGAGAGUAUAGAUUGCUGUUUUCAACACAGCUGUUUCUACUGCAGAAGAGACAAGCCGCUUAAAAUUGAAUGGUGGCUGAUCUCUUCUGCAGUGGGUUGAAAAUGGCAGCGUUCUGCCAACUGUACUUGCAAUACUUUCCCUCACUGACUUUGCGGAUAUAGGGCAAUUUGUGAACAUCAGAUUGCUUUGCCAGAUCAUGCCAGGGUCUAUCGUCGUUUGGAUACCUGGCUUGUGAGGUUCCUUAGGCAAGUGAUACUGCCUGGAGAUGGGGUGCUGGUCUUGGUGGUCUGUGCUAUGAUCCUAGAAGCCAGGUCUUUAUUACCAAACCUCUCAUUUUAGUGUCCUUAUGUCUAACAAUGACUGUGUUGGCUCAUCUCCAAGCGGGAGAUCUGUUAGUCUACCGUUUUCAAGUUGGGCUUCUCAUCUCCUGUCUUGCUUCUCUGUAUUUAAGGAUCGUUUUCCAAGAAAAUGGAAGUUUCUAGGUUUUAAGUUGUGAUUUAAUAAAAAGAAACCUUGAGGAUGACAGAAA
This is a messenger RNA of Hemicordylus capensis (graceful crag lizard), 9828 nucleotides long. It is a transcript of the gene NSMF, whose product is annotated as NMDA receptor synaptonuclear signaling and neuronal migration factor. Gene Ontology annotation, biological process: positive regulation of neuron migration; regulation of neuronal synaptic plasticity. The transcript has 15 exons. Bases 695 to 2146 code for a protein of 483 amino acids. Lineage: Eukaryota; Metazoa; Chordata; Lepidosauria; Squamata; Cordylidae. Gene Ontology annotation, cellular component: cytoplasm; nucleus. Gene Ontology annotation, molecular function: protein binding. The record is from RefSeq and is a predicted model, not a curated record.